Molecule: messenger RNA, 184 nt
Organism: Paramecium primaurelia
Lineage: Eukaryota; Ciliophora; Oligohymenophorea; Peniculida; Parameciidae
Source: the annotation of a GenBank genome assembly
AGAAUAUUUCAUAUCAUAUAUGCAGAAAGUAGAUUCUCAAUAGAAUUUUACUCUAUACAAUACAUACGAGUCAUCUGAGAUUUUUGACUAUAGUAAGAAUUAUAAAUUUAGAGUACAUUUAGAAUAUAGUCUAUAUUGGAGUGCAUAAAUAAGGAUUAGAGGAACUUGGAAAUAAGAAUAAUGA